Messenger RNA from Fusarium sp. VM40, 1107 nucleotides. Lineage: Eukaryota; Fungi; Ascomycota; Sordariomycetes; Hypocreales; Nectriaceae. The record is from the annotation of a GenBank genome assembly.
AUGCCAUCUGUUCUCUCCCUUACUGAUGACUCGCAGUGUGAUCUUGGCCGUCCAUUGUGCGGGAGAUGCUUUAAGAAGAAGAAGGACUGCGAGUUCUUAUCUUCAAUCACUCCGUCUACGGUGGAUGAUCCGAAAAGCUUAGCAACCUUGACACCUACGGAGGAAACAAUACUUGCCCCAAGAGCUUCCAUCUCCGAAGUGGAGACCCUCCCGUGGGAAGAUCUGGAACUGUUGCAACACUUCUCAACCGUUACAUACACCACACUGGCCAAUCGGCAUGAUCUCCUCCAGAUGUGGCAAAUCCAAAUCCCGAAGAUGGCAAUGAAACAAAAAUUUCUCAUGCAUAUCCUCUUUAGCGUCAUAUCUUUGCACAUAACUUCCUCACGUCCAGAAAAUGCGUCUGCAUACACCGACAGGGCAAUCCGACACAACAACAUUGCCCUCCGAGAGUACCGCUCUAAGCUCCACAGCAUCACACCAGAAAAUAGCCCCUCAUUAUUCGCUUGUUCCACUCUCCUAAUCAUUGCCGCUCUCCGCUUAUCCGCGUCAGGCCCGCAUCAAGAGCCAGUGGGGGCCAUCGAAGAGAUCGCUGGCAUCUUCAUUCUCGCACAAGGAGUACGGUCGGUCUUGUCAGAAAUGCGGAAUUGGAUUCGAGAAAGUGAGAUUGCGCCCCUCUUUGUCGGCAGAGAGCUGGAUGACAACAUCAUACUGCCAAAGGAUGUCGCCGAUGUGUUGGGACUACUCGAAACUUGCAAUCAGCAGUCGGCAGACCUAGAUUCUGAUAAAACCGCCUACGUCCUUGCUAUUCAAGGAUUAAAGGCGUGUUUUACGCAUCUACGAUCAAAAGAAAGGGACAACGGCAUAGUACUCAGUUGGGCCGUUGAUGUGAAUCAAGAUUAUAUAAGGUUGUUGGGCUUGCGGCGUCCAAUGGCGCUGGUGAUUCUGGCGUACUUUGCAGUGGCUUUAGAAGAAGUCAAAGAAGCUUGGUGGGCGGAUGGGUGGGGGAGUCGGUUAAUUCAAGAAGUCUCGCAGGCUUUGGGUGUCAAAUGGAAAGCUCUGAUGGCAUGGCCCAUGGAUAGGAUUACUGUAGGAAAUUCCAACGAAUGA